Molecule: messenger RNA, 2755 nt
Organism: Rhinichthys klamathensis goyatoka
Lineage: Eukaryota; Metazoa; Chordata; Actinopteri; Cypriniformes; Leuciscidae
Product: zinc finger protein 271-like
Exons: 3
Coding region: 453-2699 (748 amino acids)
Biological process (GO): regulation of transcription by RNA polymerase II
Cellular component (GO): nucleus
Molecular function (GO): DNA-binding transcription factor activity, RNA polymerase II-specific; RNA polymerase II transcription regulatory region sequence-specific DNA binding
Source: RefSeq, a predicted model, not a curated record
UUUCCUUUUGUGCCAUAAUUCUCAGUCCCUUAAUCGAUGGUUGUUUUCUGUCGUCUUAUGUUAUAUUUCUGAUUAGUUUAGAUAUUAAUUGAAUAAUAGAACCUGUGCCCUGUUUCAUCCUUAUUAUAUCCUGCGUUACAUAAAAAUUAUCAACCUACAGUUGUUUUAUAUGCUACUAAUAUGUAACCAUCAAAAUGCUCUAUAUUUGAACUAAAUCAAAGGCACCAAAUGUGUUUACUGUUAAAGUAAUCCAGUAUGAAUUCAGUAACUUAUCUUUUAUUUUUCCAGAUCUGGUCCUGUGGGCGUCAGUAUCACACAGUGAUCACAGUUCACACCUGCAGUGAAGCCCCUCCCGCAACAAUUCACCAAUAAAUACUGGGAAUAUUCCCAUCAUCCUACAAGAGAAGGACAAACUCCAGGAGUAGCAGCUGAAAUCUGUGUGACUGUUAAAGAUGGAGUUUAUUAAAGAGGAGAUUGAAGACAUGAGUGAUCCAGAACCAUCCAGAAUAAAACAUGAAGAUACUGAGGAACAAAUAGAUCAGAUGGAAGUGAAGGAGCAAAUACAGAAACUAAAUGACGUAAAGAAACACUGCGACUUCAAAACUCAAGGAACAAAAGCCAAUAAGCUGCACUCCUGCUCUCAGUGUGGAAAGAGUUUCCAAAAUAAAGGAAACCUUAACACACACAUGAGAAUUCACACUGGAGAGAAACCGUAUCCAUGCACUCAGUGUGAGAAGAGUUUUACUCAAUCAUCAGGUCUCAGUUAUCAUCUGCACAUUCACUCUGGAGAAAAACCAUUCAAGUGUGAUCAGUGUGGUAAAGAUUUUAUUUCAUCAGCAAAUCUAAAACAUCACCUGAAAGUUCAUUCAGAUGAGAAGCCUUAUGUGUGUUCUCUCUGUGGAAAGAGUUUUUCACGACUGAAUAGUUUUAAACAGCACCAGAAAACACACAAUGAAGUGAGAGAUCAUGUGUGUUGUGAAUGUGGGAAGAGCUUUAUUACAUCUGCUUGUCUGAAACAGCAUCAAAUAAUUCAUACUGGAGAAAGACCUUACAAGUGCUCAGUUUGUGACAUGAGUUACACUCAUUCUGGAAACCUGAAAAGGCACGAGCGACUUCACACUGGAGAGAAGCCGUACUACUGUACUCAGUGUGAGAAGAGUUUUACUCAAGCAUCAUCUCUCAGUGUUCAUCUACGCAUUCACUCUGGAGAAAAACCAUUCAAUUGUGAUCAGUGUGGUAAAGACUUUAAUUCAUCAUCAAAUCUAAAAACACACCUGAUAGUUCAUUCAGAUGAGAAGACUCAUGUGUGUUCUUUCUGUGGAAAGAGUUUUUCACGACUGGACAGUUUUAAACUGCACCAGAAAACACAUGAUGGAGUGAAAGAUCAUGUGUGUUGUGACUGUGGGAAGAGAUUUACUGGAGCUGGCCAACUGAAAGUUCACCAAAGAAUUCAUACUGGAGAAAAACCUUACAAGUGCUCAUAUUGUGACAAGAGUUUCACUCAGUCUGGAUCUCUGAAAUCACACGAGCGAGUUCAUACUGGAGAAAAGCCGUAUUACUGUACUGAGUGUGAGAAGAGCUUUAGACAUUUAGCAAGCCUUCAAAACCAGAUGGAAGUGAAGGAGCAAAUACAGAAACUAAAUGACGUAAAGAAACACUGCGACUUCAAAACUCAAGGAACAAAAGCCAAUAAGCUGCACUCCUGCUCUCAGUGUGGAAAGAGUUUCCAAAAUAAAGGAUACCUUAACACACACAUGAGAAUUCACACUGGAGAGAAACCGUAUCCAUGCACUCAGUGUGAGAAGAGUUUUACUCAAUCAUCAGGUCUCAGUUAUCAUCUGCACAUUCACUCUGGAGAAAAACCAUUCAAUUGUGAUCAGUGUGGUAAAGAUUUUAUUUCAUCAUCAAGUCUAAAAGAUCACCUGAAAGUUCAUUCAGAUGAGAAGCCUUAUGUGUGUUCUCUCUGCGGAAAGAGUUUUUCACGGCUGAAGAGUUUUAAACUGCACCAGAAAACACACAAUGAUGUGAGAGAUCAUGUGUCCUGUGACUGUGGGAAGAAAUUUACUAGAGCUGACCAUCUGAAAGUUCACCAAAGAAUUCAUACUGGAGAAAGACCUUACAAGUGCUCAUACUGUGACAAGAGUUUCACUCAUUCUGGAAACCUGAAAAGGCACGAGCGAGUUCACACUGGAGAGAAGCCGUACCACUGUACUCAGUGUGAGAAGAGCUUUUAUCAUGCAUCAGAUCUCAGUUAUCAUCUGCGCAUUCACUCUGGAGAAAAACCAUUCAAUUGUGAUCAGUGUGGUAAAGAUUUUAUUUCAUCAUCAAGUCUAAAACAACACCUGCAAGUUCAUUCAGAUGAGAAGCCUUAUGUGUGUUCUCUCUGUGGAAAGAGUUUUUCACGGCUGGACUGUUUUAAACAACACCAGAAAACACAUAAUGAAGUGAGAGAUCAUGUGUGUUGUGACUGUGGGAAGAAAUUUACUAGAGCUGACCAUCUGAAAGUUCACCAAAGAAUUCAUACUGGAGAAAAACCUUACAAGUGCUCAUACUGUAACAAGAGUUUCACUCAGUCUACAUCUCUGAAAUCACACGAGCGAGUUCAUACUGGAGAAAAGCCGUACUACUGUACUCAGUGUGAGAAGAGUUUUAAACAUUUAUCAAGCCUUCAAACUCAUAUGAAAAAAUGUUUGAAGUGAACAUCAUUAGUUUUCAUGUCAAAUACAUUAAAGUAAACUGAGAUGAAAUAUGGAGU